Messenger RNA from Trichosurus vulpecula (common brushtail), 4361 nucleotides. It is a transcript of the gene GPR153, whose product is annotated as G protein-coupled receptor 153. Gene Ontology annotation, cellular component: membrane. The transcript has 5 exons. The record is from RefSeq and is a predicted model, not a curated record. Gene Ontology annotation, molecular function: G protein-coupled receptor activity. Gene Ontology annotation, biological process: G protein-coupled receptor signaling pathway. The coding region runs from base 151 to 2103 and encodes 650 amino acids. Lineage: Eukaryota; Metazoa; Chordata; Mammalia; Diprotodontia; Phalangeridae.
GAUGCCUGGGACCAGCCCUCUGUAAGGGGCUGUGCUCUUUCCCUGGGGCCUUAGGGCUCCACCAGAGGAUGUCUGUGCUGCCCCCAAUCCUCCGUCCAUCCAUCCCCAUCCGGCUCCACUGGGCCUGUGGCCUGGCCCCAGCCCUGCACCAUGAAGGAUGAGGAGAGGCUGCACAAUAAUGCUGUGGCCUGGCUGGCAUGUGCCGGGGUCUCGCUGCUGGCCAACGCGUGGGGCAUCCUGAGUGUCAGUGCCAAGCAGAAAAAAUGGAAGCCACUAGAGUUCCUCCUGUGCACUCUGGCUGGCACCCACAUGCUCAACAUCGCUGUCCCCAUCACCAUGUACUCAGUGGUCCAACUCCGGCGUCAGCAUUCAGACUACGAAUGGAAUGAAGGGCUGUGCAAAGUCUUUGUGUCCACCUUCUAUACCCUCACCCUGGUCACCUGCUUCUCGGUCACUUCUCUGUCCUACCAUCGCAUGUGGAUGGUCCGGUGGCCAGUCAACUACCGGCUGAGCAACACCAAGAAGCAGGCGGUCCACACGGUGAUGGGCAUAUGGAUGGUGUCCUUCAUCUUGUCCACCCUCCCUGCCGUGGGCUGGCACGACACCACCGAACGCUUCUAUGCCCACGACUGCCGCUUCAUCGUCACUGAGAUCGGGCUGGGCUUUGGGGUGUGUUUCCUGCUGCUCAUCGGGGGCAGUGUGGCCAUGGGGGUGGUCUGCACCGCCAUUACCCUUUUCCAGACUCUCUCCCUCCACGCUGGCCACAACCUGGACCGUAACAAGUUCAACGUACCGACCAUCGUGGUGGAGGACGCUCAAGGCAAGCGCCGCUCUUCCAUCGAUGGUUCGGAGCCCAUCAAGACCUCGCUGCAGAUCACAUGCCUGGUGGCCGGCAUCGUCUUCAUCUAUGACUGCCUCAUGGGCUUCCCUGUGCUGGUGGUAAGCUUCACCAGCCUCAAGUCGGACACUUCCUACACCUGGAUGGCCCUGUGCAUGCUCUGGUGCUCAGUGGUACAGUCCCUGCUGCUGCCCCUCUUCCUGUGGGCCUGUGACCGCUAUCGGGCUGACAUCAAGGCUGUCUGGGAAAAGUGCGUGGCCCUCAUGUCCAAUGACGAGACAGACGAGGAGACCAGCCUGGAUGGGGGCCUCCACACGGACCUGGUGUACGAGCGGCCCUUUGACUACAGCUACAGGGGCGACUUCCUCGCCCUGGACCACAUUGCCAAGUAUGACUUCUCUGCCUUGGAAAGGGGGAUCCCUCAGCUCUAUCCCCUGCAGCCCAUCCAGGAGGACAAGAUGCAGUACCUGCAGGUUCCUCCUACUAGGCGGUACUCCCAUGAUGAGACAGACAUGUGGCCCACAGUCCCCUUGCCUGCUUAUCUGCACCGCCCUUGGGGCUCAAGUGAAGACAUGACCACUCUGGCGCACCUGGUGUUGCCCUCCCCGUCCGAUCGUCGUCGGGGCAGCUUGUUGGCCUUCUCAGAAGUCACCCCCUACCGCAAGCGUCGGAGGUCGGCAGAGAGUCUCCUGUCCCUGCGCCAUUUCCCCCGAGAUGAGGUCUGUGGCCAGGACCUGGCUUGUUUUAGCCGCGAGGAGGUGGUAAGCUUCAUCGAUGAGUCCCCUCUGGCCAGCCCUCUCCGGAGCCCAGCUCGCUCCGCAUCGGCCUCUGUGCUUCCUGACACCUUUGGCUGCCCCUCUGCCCACUUCACCCUGACAGACUUUGGGAAAGAGCCACAGGCCUUGCGCCGGUUCUCCGGCCAAGGUCGUGGCUGCCUCUUGGCACUGCCAGGACCCUUCCAGGUUAGGGACCUCCAGUCCCCAGGCUUCUUCCCUGUGGACAACAGACAUCACCAGGGCUCCAUCCACAUUGAGCUUUGUGAGGCCCCUGCGUGUGAAGAACCCCCACCUCCCCCAGGGGCCCACCAGACUGGCUUGGAUGCAGACUCCAAAAGGUUUCGGACGAGCCUGAGUGCUUCCUGGGGGGACUCUGAGAGCUUGAGGCCAGUGGGGGGCAAAGGCAGCAACAGCAGCUUCCUGAGCUCUCCCUCUGAAUCCUCGGGGUAUAUCACCUUACAUUCUGACUCCCUGGGCUCAGCCUCCUAGUGGUUGGGGGGGAGGGGCAGUGUUCCCCAUCACAGAGUGUCUGGCCCCUUACCCCCAGGCUCCCUUCCCAUGGGCCAAGGGGGAGAAAGGGUAACCGGCUCUUGAUUUCUCCUCUUCUGCUAUUACACAGGCCUUGGCCUUGGGGUAGUCGGAGUGGAGUAAAAACACCAAAGAAUCGCUCUCUCUUCUCCUUCCCCUUCCCCUUCCAAGAAGCCCAGCUGAGCUAAAGUUGGAGCUGGUGGUUCCAGCUGGAGAUGGAGGAACCACAGACCCCUGGAGGCUGGGAACCAAGGGCAGAAGGCAGGGCCUCUGCUUUGUGCAGACUGAGCUCAAAUCUACAAGAGAGAAGAGGGAAGGGUGAGCUGGCAUGGAGGAGCCUGGCAUUGCAGCUGAGAAUCCCACAUGGGGUAGAAACAAGAACACAAGGUCGUCUCUUCCUUCCUCCUUCCUCUUCCUUUCCCUGUCUCUCUCCCCCGACUCUCCAUUCCCUUUUCCUUCUUCUCCCCCUCCCUUCCUUGACUACUCUAUCCAUUUUCCACUGUGACCCAUAACUAACUGUAGCUCCAUCCUUCUCCCCCAAUCCUUUCUACUCACCCCUUGGGGCUGUGGAAGGAGAGGAAAGAUCCUCUCUGGGAUCUCCAAAAGCACAGGGGCAUUGAAAAGCCCAAAUCUGUUUCCCUCCUCACAUGCCUCAGACCUGUUCUGCCUCAGUUUCUCCUCCUGUGAAGGAUAGGAGAUACUAAUUACUUAACUCUCAGGGCUGUGAUGAGGACUCAUGUCCUUUCUGUGUGCAGAAUGGGGCAGUGGGGUAAUAGUUGGGAUGACCAAACUAGGGAGGACUGAAAAUCUCCAGGCUUCAUUCAUCUGAGAGGGGCAUGGGGAGGUACGAUGUUCCGAUGUCCAAUAUCUACGUUCUCCACUGUAUCUCAUAUCGCCAGCUGGGAGUGUGAAAGACAGUGGGUGUUCUGGGCAUUGAGCAAUACAUAGGCCAGGACCUUGCAUUCCAGGGAGCCUUUCCCAGCAGCCCACAGCUCAGUCUUCCUCUCCCAUGUUGGCUUGGCUUGAAGGUCAGGGGACAGGCCUUCCUGCUCCAGACAGUGCAGAACUCCCUAGGUCUCAGCCCCAAAUCAGAGUGGAAAUGCCCAAGCCUGGCAGCAUCUCCAAGGGCAGGGGGCAGGAGGUGGGGAGGGGUAUAUGGAAGCUGGACCUGUACAUAGGCUGCCCUGAAUCUUUCCUUCUCAAGCAAUUAAAAAGACUCCUGAGCAGGGAGGGAGGGGUUUAGGGAUUUCGGUUGCUGGGAGGGACCACACAUCUCAGGUCACUCUUUGCAGCCACAAUACGGGGGUGGGGAGGUCACACACACAUACACACACAUACACACACACACAAGUGUAAAUAGCAAUCCGACUGUGGCUGAUUUUCUUAGAGCUGGAGGAACCUCUCCAGAAAAUGCUGCUGUGCCUUUAAGGACUGAACAAAUGUUGGUCAGUCAGUGACCUCCUUUGGGGUAAGUGACUGCUUCCUGCUUCCCUUCGGCCCAGAGUGAGGGGAAAGAUACGGCUUUAAGCAAUUGUUUAAAAUUUGUAAUACUGUCUAUUUUUCCACACACAUUUAUAGCAUCAAAACAGUCACGUGGCAAUACUUGGAGGCUAAUGCGGUUGGAGCACAAAAUCCCAACUCUUUGAACCCAGUUUUUACAUGAUUUUAGAAAAAAACAAAUCUCAUCCAAUGAGAAUUUAUUUAUUAAGCUCCUGCUAUGAGCUGGGUACUGUGUUGGGCCCCUGGGGAUACAAAGGCAGGAAAAGAAACCUUCCCUCCCUUCCAGGAUCUUAGACAUUCAACCGGAGCCGUUUACAUCUUAUUGAAAUCAGACAUUAAAACUCCAGCAGAAAUACCCAUUCCCGGGGGGGAGAGGCCAGGGCCCUGGCCAGCUAGGGGCUUCUGCUGCAUUUGGGGCUCCAGGUUCGGGACCCCCCUCCUUUGCACAAUGACCAUGAUGUUCACACUAGUGUUUAUGGGGCUCAUACCACUCCUUCAAAGUAUGCUGUGUGUAUGUAUUUUGCAGUUGUAAAGAGUCUGUUGCAUCCACGUUGUCUGAUGCACUCCAAAUGUCUUUAUACUGGUUUGUCUAUCCAAAGUGAUUUAUUUGUCUUUGCUCACCCUAAAGUGGGGAGCACUGGGGACCUGUUUAUAAUUUUCUUUCCUCUCUUUUUGGGGACAACUUGCCAAUUCUCUUCUGUACAGGACUGAAUAAAAUU